CGCUCACUUUGUUCCAUCGGAGCUGAGUCUGAGCGACGGUUGGUCUUGUGCGCAAGACACCUAACGGCAAGUUUUCUUUUCGAGACUUUAACGGAAAAAAACAAACAAAAAAACAAAGAAAAAAAAACUACCGCCGGUCGAGACUGAACUGGAGGCUGGAAGAGGGGGGUGUCUUUCUUUCUUUGUUUGCUCUCCACGCUUACGACACAGGUUGUAUUGACUGACUGGACUCUGACUUGGCUGCGAGAAGUAACUUCACCCAGCUAGCUAGCGAGUGAGGUUAGCUAGCUAGCUAACUAGCUCGGAACACAACGGCUGGCUGCUCAGUUACAGAAGCAGCAGCAGCGGCGGCGGCGGCAACUUAAACGGAAGACCCGUCCCUUCCCCAUGGAGAGGCAAGGCAGCUCGGAAGGCAAAGCACAAUGCACGGAGCAAGCCCUUCUGUCCGUAGGAGCCUGACAGAUAUGUGCACCGGGAGAUGAUAUGGCAGAAAUACGUGCGAAUGUUACAACGAGGCAAUAGGCCAGGCAGGAAAUUGGAGUAAAGCUGAAACAUAAGGCUUUGCUACCCAGCAGCUUGCCAGCUUGUGUGUGUGUCUCUGGGUGUGUGUGUGUGUGUGCUCGAAGUGCCUAUGGCGGAGUUAGGGGAGAACGGCAGCCUGCCUCCAUUGAAUUUUGGGGAUACGGCCGUGCCCAGCGACGAAGCAGCUGGCAAGACGCAUUGCGAAGUGUCGGUCUUGAAUGGAGACUGUGGGAUUUCAGAAAACAUGGUCGGCACAGGAUCCCUCGUCGCACCUGGCAGCCAAGCCGGGGUGGAAACCGCCAACACCUCUGUCGGAUUGGAUGCCAAAUCUGAAAUACCGCGCAGGAGCAGCAUUAUCAAGGAUGGCUCAAGACAGCGUAAAGAAAGAAAGAAGACCGUGUCAUUCAGCAGCAUGCCCACUGAGAAGAAAAUUAGCAGUGCAAGUGACUGUAUCAAUGCAAUGGUGGAUGGCUCUGAGCUGAAGAAAGUGCGAUCCAAUUCGCGCAUUUACCACCGCUACUUUCUCCUUGAUGCCGACAUGCAGUCUUUGAGAUGGGAGCCCUCAAAGAAGGAAUCAGAAAAGGCCAAAAUUGAUGUAAAAUCCAUCAAGGAGGUUCGGACAGGAAAAAAUACAGACACUUUUAGAACUAAUGGAACCUAUGAUCAGAUAUCAGAGGACUGUGCUUUCUCUAUCAUCUUUGGGGAGAACUAUGAGUCCCUGGACUUGGUGGCAAACACCGCAGAUGUAGCCAACAUAUGGAUUACAGGGCUAAGGUACCUGAUCUCCUAUGGAAAACAUACCUUGAACAUGAUAGAGAGCAGUCAGAACAACAUGCGUUCAUCUUGGCUCGGUGAACUAUUUGAUGAGGCAGAUGGGAACAACAGCAAACAAAUAACAAUAUGUGCUGCCGUGCAGCUUGUCAAAAAGUUGAGCCCGGGACUUAAAAAUGUGAAAAUAGAACUUAAGUUCAAGGAGCUUCACAAAGCUAAGGACAAAGCAGGUUCUGAUGUCACAAAAGAGGAGUUCAUUGAGGUCUUUCACGAUCUUUGCACCAGACCAGAAAUUUAUUUUCUCUUUGUUCAGUUCUCCAGUAACAAAGAAUUUCUGGAUACCAAGGACUUAAUGAUAUUUCUGGAGGCAGAGCAGGGAAUGGCACAAGUCAGUGAAGACACCAGUUUAGAGGUCAUUCAAAAAUAUGAACCAUCUAAAGAGGGCCAGUUCAAGGGUUGGCUUUCGCUUGAUGGGUUCACCAACUAUCUUAUGUCUCCAGAGUGCCAUAUAUUUGACCCUGAACAAAAAACAGUAUGCCAAGAUAUGAACCAGCCCUUGUCUCACUAUUACAUCAAUGCCUCCCACAACACAUACCUGAUAGAAGAUCAGUUUAGAGGUCCAUCUGAUGUGACAGGGUAUAUCCGUGCCCUAAAGAUGGGCUGCCGCAGUGUAGAGCUGGAUGUGUGGGAUGGGCCUGAUAACGAACCUGUUAUUUACACUGGUCACACAAUGACAUCACAGAUUGUUUUUCGCAGCGUCAUUGACGUCAUCAACAAGUAUGCUUUUGUUGCAUCUGAGUUUCCACUUAUCUUGUGUUUAGAAAACCAUUGCUCCCUAAAGCAGCAGAGAGUCAUGUUUCAGCACCUAAAGAAGAUCCUUGGAGACAAGAUCCAGCUUGAUCCUCCAAAACCUGAGGACUGCUACCUCCCCUCUCCCUUUGAACUGAAGGGAAAGAUCCUGCUGAAGGGUAAGAAACUGAGCACGAACUGCACUGGUUCUGAAGGUGAGGUCACAGAUGAAGACGAGGGGGCAGAGAUGUCUCAAAGGAUGAGCAUAGAGUCUGCUGAACAACAGACAAUAGCAGCCAAGAAAUUCCAGCUGUCGAAGGACCUCUCUGAUCUGGUGACCUUGUGUAAGUCUGUUGAGUUCAAAGAUUUCCCAACAUCUUUCCAGAGCCAGAAGCAAUGGGAGCUUUGCUCUUUCAAUGAAGUGUUUGCAAGUCGCUGUGCCAGUGACUUCCCAGGUGACUUUGUCAACUACAACAAGAAGUUCCUAGCGCGGGUUUACCCUAGCCCCAUGCGGAUUGAUUCCAGCAACAUGAAUCCACAAGAUUUCUGGAAGUGUGGUUGCCAAAUUGUGGCAAUGAACUACCAGACUCCUGGCCUGAUGAUGGAUUUGAACAUCGGAUGGUUCCGUCAGAAUGGGAACUGCGGCUAUGUGCUACGUCCAGCAAUCAUGAGGGAGCAGGUUUCAUAUUUUAGUGCCAACACUAAAGAUUCAGUGCCUGGUGUUUCUCCACAGCUCUUACACAUCAAGAUCAUCAGUGGACAAAACUUCCCAAAACCCAAAGGCUCAGGUGCCAAAGGAGACGUAGUCGACCCCUAUGUGUAUGUGGAAAUACACGGAAUUCCUGCUGAUUGUGCUGAACAAAGGACUAAAACGGUCAACCAGAAUGGGGACAACCCUCUGUUUGAUGAGAGCUUUGAGUUUCAGAUAAAUCUCCCUGAGCUCGCAAUGGUGCGCUUUGUGGUGCUAGACGACGACUAUAUUGGUGAUGAGUUUAUCGGCCAAUAUACAAUCCCCUUUGAGUGUCUCCAGCCAGGUUUUCGCCAUGUACCGCUACAAUCUCUGACAGGAGAGGUUCUGCCACAUACCUUGUUGUUUGUUCAUGUGGCCAUAACCAAUCGAAGAGGAGGCGGCAAACCACACAAAAGGGGACUGUCUGUACGAAAGGGCAAGAGGAGUAGAGAGUAUGCCAGCAUGAGAGUGCUAUUGAUCAAGGCUGUGGAUGAUGUCUUCAAAACAGCCCAGCUCCCACUGAGGGAGGCAACAGACCUCAGAGAAAACAUGCAGAAUGCCAUUGUGUCCUUUAAAGAGCUCUGUGGCCUUUCAGCAGUGGCUAACCUGAAGCAGUGCAUCUUGGCCCUUGCCCCAAGACUGACUGGACCUGAUCACUGCCCCAUUCUGGUGUUCAACCUCACUGAGCAGUACCCUAACUUGGAGCCCCAAGGCCUGCUACCAGAGGUCCUCAAGAAAGUUGUCACCACAUAUGAAAUGGUGAUCCAGACCAGCAAGACUCUGCUAGAGACCUCUGAAGGGGUGCAUGAGAGAAUUCUUCAAACACAAAAAGCAGCGAUGGAAUUUCACGAGAACCUCCAUGACUUGGCCGUGAAGGAAGGGCUGAAGGGAAGGAAGCUGCACAAGGCGGUGGAGAGCUUCACGUGGAAUAUCACCAUACUGAAGGGUCAGGCCGACCUGCUGAAGCACGCCAGGAGUGAAGUCCAGGAGAACCUCAAGCAGAUCCACUACGCCGCGCUCACCUGUAACCUGAGUAAAGGCGGACCGACGAGCGGCUCCUCCGGCUCCGAGUCCAAGAGCAGACGCAGCCUGGAGGCCAUCCCAGAGAAGGCCACGGCGGAGGACGAGCUCACUGAUGAGGACAUCUAGACAGCCACAGUCUAGCCGUUAUGUUGCUGUCAGACCUCGACUAUGUUCCUGCCUCCUGAGCUCAAAAACCCAAAGCUCUGUGUCUGUACCCUGGCAUCACUGCUUCACACACACAUUCCUUCAUGUACAUUCCUGUCUCACAAGCACAGCUGUAACCUGUCAGACAUCUGCGUUCAGAUCAUCAAUAAAAUGCCACCACCUAUUUCAGGAAACAAAUCCUACCCAAGAUCAGAUCAGACAAGGUUUAGAGAAGUUUUAAAGAACUGCUGUUAUUAUUUAAAGUCUUAAAACGUUCAGGAGCUGCACUGAAGCUUUUUUAAAACAUUAGCAACACAUGUGAUGCUGCCUAGCCCUUUAUGUGCACACAUCAUAUAACAUCCAGCAGAAACACGACCUCUGGGGGAAAGCUGAAAGGGAUCAGAUGUAGAAACACUGACCAUCAGUAGCAGACAAAUCUCAUCCUUCCCCAGCAGAAAACUCAUGAACUCACAGUCUUAACGCAUUAGUUUGUUGCCUUCCCUUCAUUCCUCUGACCUACUCCGUCAUUUCCAGGGUGAGAUGAAGAGCCGAGUGAACUACCAGCCACGUGACCGUUUAAGACAUUUACCUACAUUUACCUACUGUUCAGAGACAGUGCACUUCUACUCAAGCAGACUGGCAGAGUGUUGCCUGAGGGGACAAACAAAGAGAAAAGAGCCCUUGGAUUGUUGUAAGAGAUUACCUAAAGCACAAAUUUUUCUUGGAGUCUUGAAUGUAACAGGACAGAGGAAGCAAGGCGGGAAUGAAAGAAGUACAGAGGAGUGGACGAAAAUGUCUUGAAUGAGAGUAAAGAGCUGUUUACAAUACUGAACUUGUCCGUGUUCUUGUCUGCCAAAAUAGUAUAAUAUACUAUGUGUAUAUAUGGAGUUUACUGUUACCUUUUUUUCUGCAGAGUGCAUCAUUUUAUUAUUGUAUACUUGGAAAUAUAAGAUUUAUUUUAUAAAAGAUAUAUGAACAUGUCUGUGGAAAAGCUAAAAGUUUUAUUUGUCUGUUGUUAUCUGAUAACGAGGGUUGUCACUAGAGAGUGACCUCGAGUUCUCCCGGCGGAGAGCUCCGACACGUUGAGACAGAAGGACUCCUAAUAGAAUGUAUUCACACUGUUUUGGGUGCAAACAACAGCAAAGUCUCAAAAAAUCACAACCAGCAACUGCAUGAGAAGGAACCACGACUGAGUGCUGACAACACGCACUCAGAGGAAUAAAAAAAAAAUCAGUUUGGAUGUUGACAUGUUUUCAUUUUUCAGUGUUUCAUUUGGGAAUUUGUCGAGGCUUUUUGAUUUUGUGGCAUGGUCCUCCCAGUUUGAGCCAAGUCAAGUUCAUGCUCCGAGUGUUCCAACGAUGUAAAAACUAAUCUCGCAGCUACAUUUACAAGUCUGCGUCGCACUAUUUCUAUUGUUCUUUCUUUGUGUUCCAGGUGUGCUGCCAACCAAUUCCACUGUUAUUUAAAAAAAAAAAAAACAACAGCCCAGUGAGAAAUCAUCUCUGGCUGGUUUUGAAACUAAUUCCCUUGUUUACUUGUAAUCAUUCGGUUCGGCUAUUUUUCUUUCGAAGAAUGAUUGAAUACGUCUCGCAGGAAAACAGCAUGAUGUGUCUGGAUUUGCAGACUGUGAAUGGGAGGUCAUGUACAAAAACAAAGAGCGUGGUUCCAUUUUAAUCGUUCGGCUUAAAGGGACAAUUCAAACCAAAAUCAAAAAUACAAGUUUCUCCUCUUGUAGUGCUUUUUAUCCACCUAGAUUGAGAUUUUAGAGAGUUCUGCCUUCUCCACGGUCAUAAUUGGAUGAUUGAUUUCUGGAAGGAGACAUCGCUUGCAUUUGGCAAUUUGAGCAACACAGGCCGAGUGUCAUCUCGCACCAAAACAACCUCCAUCAUUAAAUAACAAUACAUGUAGGAGGAUAAAUAUGUAUUUUGGAUUUUGGGGUGAACUGUUCCUUUGAGCAUUUGCUAAUGUAAAGAUGUGUUUCACUAUCCAAUAAUCAGCUUUGCUACGUUUCAUCGUGCAGCCAAUCACUGUUCAAUACAAACUGCAGAUCAUCCUCCUGCAGGGUUUUUGAGGUUUUGUCUGGGGAACCGCUGACGGCUCGACUGGUUCCCGUCUGCCAGGCAAAUCAAGCAAGUGUCGACACUUUGAUAACCCUCUGUAAGAAUUUAACUCAGGUCUGGUGAGAUGGUCGAGAAGGAUAUUAAUGUCACAGUAAUAAUAGCUUCAUGACCAUUCCUGUUGAAGUAGUGUCAUCCCUAACGACUCUGUGCCAUAUUACUGCUAAAACCUACUUGACAGAUACCUUUUCCCCACAUGCUGCUUCAAUAGUACUCUUGCUUGCGUGCUAUUCAUGUAACGGUCCAUAUUUGUGUCUUUAAUUUCCAAGCUUUCAUAAAAAAAAA
Acanthopagrus latus (yellowfin seabream) is the source of this 6381-nucleotide messenger RNA. Its product is annotated as inactive phospholipase C-like protein 2. Bases 632 to 3961 code for a protein of 1109 amino acids. The record is from RefSeq and is a predicted model, not a curated record. Gene Ontology annotation, biological process: lipid metabolic process; intracellular signal transduction. Gene Ontology annotation, molecular function: phosphatidylinositol-4,5-bisphosphate phospholipase C activity. NCBI's taxonomy places the organism in Eukaryota, Metazoa, Chordata, Actinopteri, Spariformes, Sparidae. The transcript has 7 exons.